This is a messenger RNA of Aureococcus anophagefferens, 870 nucleotides long. RefSeq lists its product as hypothetical. Gene Ontology annotation, molecular function: protein binding. The record is from RefSeq and is a predicted model, not a curated record. The coding region runs from base 1 to 870 and encodes 289 amino acids. NCBI's taxonomy places the organism in Eukaryota, Pelagophyceae, Pelagomonadales, Pelagomonadaceae. The transcript has a single exon.
AUGGCCUCCAAAAACACCGAGGAAGACAGCAACGACACCGACAAGCACAACUCACCCAUCGACCGCCUCUGCGACGACGUCCUGAGCAUCGUCGUGUCCUACGCCGACCACAGAAGCACGACGCGAAGCCGCGCCGCGUCGCGGCGCCUCCUGCGCCUCGCGUCGGCCCCGCCGCUCUGGCGGCGCCUCGCGCGGCGUCGCUACGGCUGCGUCUCGGCGCUCGUCGACGCCGCGCCGUUGCGCGCCUUCGGCCGCCGCUGCGGCGCCGAGGCCGACGCGGUCAUCGUCUACGCCGUCGCGCAGCGCUGCGCGCUCGACGGGUCCGCGGGCGCCGUCGCGGGCGAGUGCGCCGUCGCGCCGGGCGGCUACCCCGCGUGGUGGCGCCAGGUCGCGUCCGCGGCCGCGCGGCGCGCCAUGUCCGCGCGCGGCGGCCAGGUCGUGUCCAUCGAGGUCGGCAACCUGCUGCCGGAGCACGAGGCCAUCGUGGAACGACGCCGGGGCCUCAGCAAAUUAGUGCUCGUGACGACGGGCUGCGACUGGGACGGGCCGGAGACCGUGGGCACCUUCUACGCCUGCCUCGCCGUGCUGCCCGUCGUCGACGCGUCGCCCAACGGCCGGGUUUACCUCGGCCGGCGGAAGCGGGCGACGGCGUACGUCGCCCAGGUCCGCGACCAAUUCGCGCGACGCGCGCUCGACGACGUCGCGCGGUCCACGACGCCGUGGCUCCUCGACGGCGACAUCCGGUCCACCCCGGUGCUGUUGCCCUUCCCGACGCCCUGCGCCGCGCCGACGCCCUUCGCCAUCGACGUCGCGUCCUUCCUCGAGAGCGCGAUGGCGCGCGCGAACGCCGAGAUCCGCGCGGCGGAGUAG